Parasteatoda tepidariorum (common house spider) is the source of this 1631-nucleotide messenger RNA. RefSeq names its product Dihydrouridine synthase 2 (gene Dus2). Gene Ontology annotation, molecular function: flavin adenine dinucleotide binding; tRNA dihydrouridine synthase activity; tRNA binding. Gene Ontology annotation, cellular component: cytoplasm. Lineage: Eukaryota; Metazoa; Arthropoda; Arachnida; Araneae; Theridiidae. Gene Ontology annotation, biological process: tRNA dihydrouridine synthesis. The record is from RefSeq and is a predicted model, not a curated record.
UUAUCCAUCACCAUCAAUCAAAAUCCGACCAACUUGUCCAUGUUGUGUUCUAAAAUAUUUUACAUAUGAAAUUUAAAACAUUAUAUCCUUGUAUUAAUUAUUACUGAAGACCUAUCUAUCGUUUUAUAUUUCAAACAUGUUAGAUUUUACUAACAAAAAAAUUUUAGCACCUAUGGUUCGUGUUGGAACUUUGCCUAUGCGUUUGUUGGCUCUAGAAUGUGGAGCAGAUAUAGUUUAUACUGAAGAAAUUAUUGAUUACAGACUUUUGAAGUGUAAAAGAGUUGAAAAUAAACUCUUAAAUACUGUGGAUUUUAUUGAUGAAGAUCAAAAUGUUGUAUUUCGAACUUGCGAAAAAGAAAAAAAGAGCCUUGUUUUGCAAUUGGGUACUGCCUCUCCAGAAAGAGCUUUAAAGGCAGCAAAAAUGGUGGAAAAAGAAGUCUCUGCUAUUGAUGUUAACAUGGGUUGUCCUAAAGAAUUUUCAAUAAAAGGAGGUAUGGGUGCUGCAUUGUUGACCAAACCAGAUAAAGUAAAAGCAAUAUUAUCUACUUUGACCGAAGGUCUGUCUUGUCCAGUUACUUGUAAAAUUAGAAUUUUGCCUGAGUUAGAUAAAACUCUGGACUUGGUAAAACUUAUUGAACAGACAGGAGUGUCGGCUAUUGCAGUUCAUGGUAGAAUCAUGGGAGAGAGGCCACAACAUAAAAACAGAAACUAUGUCAUUAAAGCAAUUGCAGAAACUAUUUCUAUACCUGUUAUUGCAAAUGGUGGUUCAGGAGAGAUUAAUUCUUAUGAUGAUAUAGAAAAGUUUCGCCAAGUAACUUGUAGCUCAUCUGUGAUGAUAGCAAGACAAGCUGAAUGGAAUUGUUCUAUAUUCUGUAAAAAGGGAAAAUUUCUUCUGGAUGAAAUUAUUGAGAAGUAUAUCAAAUAUUCAAUUGAAUAUGAUAAUAAUGUAUGGAAUACAAAGUACUGUAUACAACAAAUGCUUGGUUCUCUGCAAGAAUCUGAGAGGGGAAAGAUGUUACUAGGUGCGCAGGAGAUGGAUGUUAUAUGUGGGCUUUGGAAUUUGUCAGAUGCUCUUAACCAAAAACGAGCUGAAAUGAAAUCAAAAGCGGAAACAUUGAAACGAUUUCCUGACCAAGAUAUUGAACUUCAAAUUGCUUUGAAAAGGAGACGUGUAAAUGAUGGAGAUAUAAAUGAAAUGGAUAUAAAAUUCUUAAGAACAAAUUUCGAUAUGGAUGAUCUUCCCAAAACUGUCCUGUGGAACUGGGCCAAAGGUCAAAACAUUGAUCAGCCAAAAUAUCAAACAGAUCAAUAUGAGAAAAGUUUUCAAUCUGUUGUACAUAUUAAUGGGAAAAAAUAUACAAAUUUAUGCUUGGAGAAAAAUAAAAAGAAUGCUGAACAGGCAGCUGCUUUAGUUGCGGUUAUUUCUUUAGGACUUGGGAAAAAAGACGUGAAUCUUGAGACUUGUGGUUUGGAAUCUACCAAAGAUUUUUCAAACAAAACGACACCUCCUGAUGCCCUCUGUAAUACUGAAAAUAACAAUACCCUUACCAUCAGAUGACAACAGUCUUUCAAUAGAGCAGCUUAUGUAAUUUUAAAAUACAGAGUAUUUAAUAAAAUAAUAAUUUGAUAAA